Messenger RNA from Anarrhichthys ocellatus (wolf-eel), 1868 nucleotides. It is a transcript of the gene mvb12a, whose product is annotated as multivesicular body subunit 12A. The record is from RefSeq and is a predicted model, not a curated record. Gene Ontology annotation, cellular component: cytosol; ESCRT I complex. The coding region runs from base 10 to 996 and encodes 328 amino acids. Lineage: Eukaryota; Metazoa; Chordata; Actinopteri; Perciformes; Anarhichadidae. The transcript has 10 exons. Gene Ontology annotation, biological process: viral budding; endosome to lysosome transport via multivesicular body sorting pathway; receptor catabolic process.
GGAGUCAGAAUGGAUUCGGUACUUCCUGCUUACAAGAAGAACGCCAAGAAAUUCCGGCUGUUAACUAAAACGUUGCUUGCGUGCCAAACCGUUUCACUCCGAAGAGACAGACGGGGGCACAGAGACAGAAUGUCUUUGAUGGAGCAUAGGGUAGUCCGGCCAGUUACAGCGGUGGCGUGGACCUCCAACACCGGCACCUGCCCCAAAGAUUUCACACUGAUCAGCAUCACAGAAGACGGAGUGGCAGCGAACUUUACUCGCAGCUUUGCCAUGAAAGCUGGAUAUUACCUCUGUUACAGCAAGAACUUGACAGCUGGUAUGGUAGUGUCGGACAUUCAGCUGAUCUCAGACAAGGAGUCUAUUCCUCCCGGUUACUGCUAUAUAGCAGAGCACCUCGAAGCAAAGGCCUCCGUUUCGAAGAAGAAACGUGUGUGUGUCCGCGUCGUCCCAGUGGGCAGUGUGGACACAGCUGUGUUGGAUGUCAAAGUGACUGCCAAAAGCAAAAUGAUGUUGCAGCACUACACAUGUGUGGGAGACGUCCACGGCUACGUGUUGUGGUGCAGAAAGGGACUUUUUUCCAGCCCCAUGCCUCAAGCGAAGCCCCGCAGCGUCAGCCUGGACAUCCGCAGUAUCCCAUUGGACCAGCCGUCUGCUCUUCUGCCCCUUCGACCCAGCAACCCCCCUCACCCACUGCCACAAAACAAACUGAGUCAGCGACGCCACAGCCUCAAAAGCAAGGAAAACUCGGACAAAGGUGCUGACGGCAGCAUGCAUGGGAUCACAGCUUUAGAUGGAGUUCCCUUCAGCCUUCACCCAAAGUUCAAUAUCCAGGCAAGCAGCGCGGCUCUUCAGCUGAACUCUCAAUUAAACAACAUUCGUAUAAAGUCACUUCAAGACAUUGAAAAUGAGUAUAACUACACUUUUGCGGUGGAGGAAUCUGCUGCGAAGAGAACCAGACCAUCAGUGCCAACAGGAGGCGCCCAAACAGCUCAGUGAUCGUUGAACUUUGACAAAGCAACAAUAUCAGACUUGUGUGUUUUGCUCGGUGCAAAAGGCGUUCAGCAUGACACCUCCCAUCAUGGUACGGAGGAAGGAUGACCUCACCUACAUGUACACUGUAGGCUUCUAAUGUUAGGCUUGACAAUCGUACUUCUGAGGGUUUCCCCUUGCGUUCCUUUUUAUUUGUCUAUCAUGCCAUGUCUAUACUCCGUUACCGUCUUCAAGCAUUCCAAGUUUCUAUUUGCCAAAGGAAAGGCCUGUUUGAAUGAAAUCAUACUUGUAAUGAUGUUUGGAUUGUUACACCGUUAAAGAAGACUUUUUUUCGUGCUCAAUUUCAGAAUUUAGUCUAAUUGUAUGCUUUAAAAAAGAAAUGCUUUAUCACAUCACAAAGAUGCACUUGCCCUUUAGGAUGUCUGCUGCUUGCUCUGUUGAAUGUUACCUGAUAUCCUUCAGUGCUACGCAUCUUUUAAUCGUUUGAAUCAUAAUCUCUUAAGCGGAGCUGUAAUGUUGGUGCAUACGUCUAACUAAGCUCAAUAGAUACACGAACAUAUCUAAAUGUAGGAUAUAAUGUAUUUCUUGUUUGAAGAAAUACACUUCUACUACUACAGGUUUGUAUUAUUCCAGGAAUGCAUAAUAUAUCCUAUUUUCAGGUGAAUGGAGGAAGGUUGUAUAUUUAGCUCUGUGUGUUCGUCAUACUUACGAUAUGUGGGGAAAAAGGGGAGAGAAUAUGGUUGUUGUUUUUUAACUAUAAGGCGGAAUAAGGAACAGAUAUUUAUCUUUGACAUUGUACAAUAUAUAAAGACAUGUUGUUUUAUUGUCUGCGUAGUAAACUUUUAUUGCAUGGAAAAAAUAAAAGCAAAGAAACACUA